GAUAUUAAAUAUGCCAUGUCAAACUUUUGCUCUUUUUUGUAAUAUUUUAUUAUUAUUAUUCAUGUUUUGUUUUGUUUUUGUUUUUUUUGUUGUUGUUUUUUUUGACAUAACUUAUUUAUUAGCCUAAUUCUAACAUAUAUACACCUAUAUACAUUUCUGGAAGAAAGGCGUUUAACAGUUAAUGUAAUUGUUGUAAGAAGCUGUUUAGACUGAACAAUUUUCUCUACAGUUCUUCCCUGAGAAAGAGAAGUAUUUUAACAUUUUUCAUUAAAAUAUAGGAAGCCCUCGGUCAAUACAAACACUUUCAGCACAGCGAGGUAAGUAACGCCACCGCCAUCUAGUGGCCAUGUAUCACAUUUACAGUUAGUCGUUACCUCCAUCGUCAUCACUCGGCGCCGGAUGUAGCAGGAAUGUGGUUGUGGUAGUAGCCGUGUCCUUGGUUCUAUAUGAUAAGUUGCAACGUUACCACGAGCUGUGGAUCAUAUUAAACAUAUUAAAUUAUAGCAGAAACUAUUUUGCUGUCGUCCUGCUAUGUGAUUCUCAUUGGAGCCUCAUUCUCACAGCGUAUACAAGUUCAUACAGGAUUCACCGGGGAGCUAUGAGCGCUCCAAACUCUAAGCAGAGGCAAGCCUGCUGGGGAGCGAGAGAUGAGCUGUGGAAGUGCCUGGACCUCAACCAAGACAACGCAACCACCUGCGAGAACUAUCGCAAAGAAUUUGAGGCCAAUUGUCCUGCUCAGUGGGUGAAGUACUUCAACAAACGAAGGGACUUCCUGAAGUACAAGGAGAAAAUUGAGAAGGAUGGAUUUGAACCAGCUAAGGAAGCGCCAAAAUUAUAGAUCAUUGAAAAGAUCUAUAUUUGAACUGCACAAAGCCAACACUGGAGUCAAUAAAGGAUCCUAGAUUGUC
Molecule: messenger RNA, 908 nt
Organism: Ictalurus furcatus (blue catfish)
Lineage: Eukaryota; Metazoa; Chordata; Actinopteri; Siluriformes; Ictaluridae
Product: cytochrome c oxidase assembly factor 6 homolog
Exons: 3
Coding region: 599-838 (79 amino acids)
Biological process (GO): respiratory chain complex IV assembly
Cellular component (GO): respiratory chain complex IV; mitochondrion
Source: RefSeq, a predicted model, not a curated record